This is a messenger RNA of Patiria miniata (bat star), 1882 nucleotides long. RefSeq names its product cytosolic acyl coenzyme A thioester hydrolase-like. Gene Ontology annotation, biological process: acyl-CoA metabolic process; palmitic acid biosynthetic process. The transcript is spliced from 8 exons. Gene Ontology annotation, cellular component: cytosol; nucleoplasm; extracellular exosome. The record is from RefSeq and is a predicted model, not a curated record. The coding region runs from base 103 to 1347 and encodes 414 amino acids. Gene Ontology annotation, molecular function: long-chain fatty acyl-CoA binding. NCBI's taxonomy places the organism in Eukaryota, Metazoa, Echinodermata, Asteroidea, Valvatida, Asterinidae.
CAUCAAACUCAAAACGUUCAAACACAUUUGGUCCUGUAUUUCUCGCCUCUGUGUAACCGCUUUUUUAGAGGGAUACCAAAAUCUUUUCAAUACCUGUAGGUCAUGCGCAUUUGUCAAGCUUUAAUUGGAGUUGGCGUCCGGCGCAAUUGUUCAUCCUUGGCGAGAGCUUCACGUUACCUGAGACAGACAAUACAGUCUACAGAUCGGCCUGGAUGCAAGAUCACGGCAAAUAGACUCCAUCAACAUACCAGGAAGAUGGCCAAUAAGGUCGAUAGAAGCAUGGAAGAGAAAUCAGUUGAAGUUUGCAGGCUGAUGGGUCCAGACGAUGCAAACUUCAGCGGAAAUGUCCACGGAGGUGUCAUUCUGAAGAUGAUUGAACAAGCAGGGUUGAUUGUAUCAACUAGGCACUGUAAUGUCAUGAGAAAACCGACAUCAGACACGGAGGAAGAACCAGAACAAUGUGUCGCCGGUCUCGUGAGGGUUGAAAAGACGGAUUUCGUUCAACCGAUGUACAUCGGAGAAAUUGCCCAACUCCACGCUGAGAUCACACAUACUGCUUACCACUCUAUGGAAGUACAGGUCAAAGUAUGGGCAGAGGACAUCCUGAAGGGCAGAAGAAGAAUGACCAACGAAGCCACUCUGUGGUACGUCCCAACAAGCAUUAAGACACUCGGCAAGGUGCUCUCCAUCCCCAAGAUCAGUUACGCAUCCGCGGAGGCGGAGGAAGCCGGCUGGGAGCGAUAUCGCAAACAGAAGGCAGCUCGAGAGAGGCAAGGCUUAGGGAGAACAGUCAGCAUGAGCAUGGAAGAAAUCGAUGAACUGAAAAAUAUGGAUAAUAGUAUUGAAGAACACUCAGUACCCUUUUCUCAAUCCAGUCUGAUCCAUCUGGCUGGGGUUACUGAUUGUAACUUUGCCGGUUUUGUCAACGGCGGCGUGACUAUGAAACUGAUGGACGAAGUGGCUGGCAUCACGGCAUUUAAACACUGCAAAACGUCGGUGGUGACAGCCUCCAUGGAUGCCGUCAACUUUCACGAACCUAUACCACGAGGUUCAGUGAUGCAUGUCAUAGGACGCCCUACUUUCACCAGUAAACAUUCCAUUGAGAUUGAGGUAUUUGUGGAUAUGGAAUCCAUGUUCCAUGGUCAUGCGUCCAAGCAGAGAGCCGUCCACGCAUUCUUCACUUACGUAUCGCUCGGUGACAAGAAGCAGGUACUACCAGUCCAACAACUCAAGGUACAGUCAGAGGGUGAAAAAAGCAGAUUUCAGGAAGGUUUAGCCCGGUAUCAGGAACGCAAACAAGCGAGAUCAAAGGAGAAAGCCGCGGCCCAACAUCUUGCCAAGUCCUAAAACUCAGCAUUGAACAUAUUACAACAAAUGGUAGCUAAUAAGUGAGACACAUUCUAGUAUUAUGUUACAUUGGGGAGACAGGUCAUUUUGCUGAUGUUUUAACCAGCAAUUUUAGAACAAAAUGUUAUUGUUGCGAGUUGCUUUAAAUGGUUUUGUAGUUUGAGAAUAGUAUAAUUAACAAGUUCUUACAAAUGGGGUUAUUUGAAGGUGUUUGUUUACGCACAAGUUUAUUGGAAUGUUUCGCUAUUAUAUACCAUUUUGGGGUAUUAUUAGACUGUAAUUAUUUGUAUCAAUGGUAUUUUCGGUACUACAAGACUGUAUAAUUUCUGAUGUUUUUUUGUAAAAAAAAUUAUAUUGGAUAAAUUGCUUUAGAACUAGAAUCAUCAAACACUUUGCCAUAUCCAUUUAGAAUUACUUGCAAUGUCCCAAUUUGGACUAACUUAAAGGGAAUGUACAUCAUUGGCUUUUGCUGUAAUUUUCAGAAAUGAACUAUUUGAGGGGUUAGUAUAAUAGAUCAAAUAUUGUUACACUGACA